UUUAUAAAAAAACACUGUUCAAUGCACAUAGUCCAAUAAAUAUAACUGAAUUUUACCAAUUCCAAUACUGGAACAACGUUGGAAAGAGACAACUAUAUUGUCUCAAUGCUAUACAUUUGACGUUUCCAGUCUGUUGUUCUGAACUGUCAAACUCUCUGAAAUUGUUUAAUAGCAGUGUGCAUCGAGAAUAAAACAGAACUAUUUUAUCCUUGGGAAUUUCAGUGAAUUUUUUUUUAUAAUUUUACGAUGGCAGAAUGUCUUCAGAUUUCACAAAAUAAUCGAAAUAAUUCAAACGAUGACGACGAUUACGAUGACUACGAAGAGUAUUGUGAAAAUUUCACAUUUUCAGCAACAUCAACGUGUUGCGUUUGCAAUGGUUAUUAUGCUCCGAGUUUUGGUGAGCCGUUGUGUGGCACAUGUCAUGCGUUUUUAUUUCCAGUCGCUGCCGAAGAGAAACGCUCAACAGAUUUAUCAGACAAUGACGAAGAUUCGGGCAACGAUGAACCACCAUACAAAGAUCCAGUUCCACAUCGGAUACCAGAAAUAGUACGAGUCGACCAACCAGGCGAAGAAGCAGAUGACGAUUUUAUCUAUUUUCCGCCAUUUCAUGUGGACCGUGUAUUAUCACCGGCCGAUGAUCAAAACGAACAUCCAAACAGUCCAGCAACGGCUGCAUCAACAUCGAGAAAUAACGAUCGCAUGGCCAUUUAUGAAAAUGCAUUUUUAGGCAAUCGCCCCGAUCCCGAAGCACCACGAAAUCUACGACAGUAUUUAAAUGCACUUACUGAAGGUCCACAUGAAAGACCAAUCAACGCUAAUCAAAAUGCCAUUCGACAAGUGGAUGAUGCAAAUAACGUAGCGGCCCCAAUGGUUGCAAACAAGCCUAACACAAUUGCUGCACUUCCGGUCGAAGUUUUACUUGUGAUAUUCUCAUAUUUGGACGACAUAUCUCUGUGCCACGUCGGAGAAGUAUGCAAACAAUGGAAAAAAAUUCUCGAAAUUCAUACCCCACAACAGCUGUGGCAACGAUAUACCAGAACUAGAUGGCCGUUGUAUCAUCAAAUUACACACACAACUAAUUGGUUUAAGAUUUAUUCAUCACUGAUGAAAUCAUGUUUUUGUCGUACUUGUGUCAUACAAAUGACAUUACGAACACCACAACAACGAGAGAAUCAUUUUCGAUCCAGACGCCUACGGGGUGAUAUUCGCACAUUAACCGCCGAUGCUACGGAAGGAAUUGAAGCUGUUCCACUUGAUAAUUCACUUUCACAUUGGCAAGCAUCGAUCGUUGGACCCACCGGCAGUCCGUACGAGGGUGGAAAAUUCUUUUUACAUAUUUUGAUUCCGUUUUCAUAUCCAAUGCAUCCGCCGAUUGUACGAUUCUUGACCAAGAUUAUCCAUCCCAAUGUGAGCCGGCACGGAGACGUUGGUAUUGAUAUAAUUCAGCACAAUUGGUCGUUAGCAUUAACCAUAUCAAAGCUACUGCUAAGCGUACAAAGUCUUCUUACUGAUCCAUUCACAGAGAUUUGCAUGGAACCCGAAUUAGGUCGUUUAUACGAACAAGAUAGAUCACGUUUCGAGGCGUUGGCACGUCGAUUUACUUGGAAAUACGCAAUGCAAGAAGUAAUUCCAUAAAUCGACUGAACAUUUAUUGAUAAUUUAAUCUACAUGUGCUUAUACCAGUAGUGUGCUUCCCCCAGUGAUUUGACGAAAUUUUUUUUUUCUCUAAAAAUCAUCUUCUCAUGAAAAAUUUUCCUCGCACACUACUGGCUUAUAAUAUAUUCCUUAAUUCUAUUUAAUAUCGGCACAUUUAUUUAAUAAUAAAAGAUUAUUCUCUGCAUUCAACAUGUAGCUGGAAAUAAAGUUAUGAAUCUAUAUAAAUAAUAUA
Molecule: messenger RNA, 1888 nt
Organism: Contarinia nasturtii (swede midge)
Lineage: Eukaryota; Metazoa; Arthropoda; Insecta; Diptera; Cecidomyiidae
Gene: morgue
Exons: 5
Coding region: 247-1635 (462 amino acids)
Molecular function (GO): protein binding
Source: RefSeq, a predicted model, not a curated record